Messenger RNA from Pedinophyceae sp. YPF-701, 942 nucleotides. Lineage: Eukaryota; Viridiplantae; Chlorophyta; Pedinophyceae. The record is from the annotation of a GenBank genome assembly.
AUGUCGUCGGAACUGCGCGUGUCGGCGCUCUACGUCUAUCCCAUCAAGUCGUGCAAGGGCGUCGCCGUCGAACGGACAGCCGUGGUCGACACCGGCCUGCUAUGGGACCGCAAGUUCGUCGUCGUGGAGGAGCAAUCCGGCCGUUUCUUCACGCAGCGCACGCACCCUCAGAUGUGCCUCAUCGGCGUUGAAAUGCCUCCGGAGUCGUGGGACCCCGACUGGGAGCCCCUCUCAGGCACUCAAAUGACCUGCACGUUCCCAGGCCUGGACCCCGUCGCCGUGCCCCUCGACCUCCCCGAGCCCGCGACCGUCGCAGCCAACACCCGCCACGUCACAGUGUGGGAGUUCUCAGGCCCUGCGCUCGACAUGGGUGACGCCGCCGCGGAGUUCUUCUCGCAGGCCCUCGGCGCCCCCGCGCGGCUCGUGCGGCACCUGGACGACGCGUCGCGGCGCCCCUGCGAGGAGGAGUUCGCGCCGGGCCACGUGACCGCGUUCAGCGACGGGUUUCCCGUCCUGGUCGCCAGUGACGCGUCGCUGGCCCAGCUGAACAGCGAGCUCCCGGCGGGCGCCCCGCGGAUGGACGCGGCCCGGUUCCGCCCGAACCUCCUCGUCAGCGGCUGCCCGCCGUACGACGAGGACAACUGGGCGACCGUCACGUGCACCCCGCCCGCGGUGCACCGCGGCGCCCCGGGGGAGUGUACGCUGCGCGUCGUGAAGCCGUGCUCGCGCUGCACGGUGCCGCAGGUGGACCAGGCCACGGGCGAGCGCAGUACGGAGCCCGCGCCCACGUUGCGGCGGACGCGCGCGGGGAAGCUGCUCCCGCUCGGGGAGGGGCGGCCGUCGUGGAGCGGGAAGACAUUCUGGGGGUGGAACUGCGUGCGGGCGUCGGGGGGGACGCGGACCGUGGCCGUGGGGGACGUCGUGAGCGUCGCGCGGCGGUGA